UUCCCAUCCGGGGUCGUGGAGGUCUUCCGGGUGUUCCUGACAGGGUUUUCUACGCCGUUUUUUCGGCGAAUUUUUGGUCUUCCGCUUCUUGCUACCGCCCCGAGCCUUCCGCACGCUUGCUAGCCCUGUCUUUUCUUGUGUCGCUCCUCCCCGGCCGCCGAGCCCGGGGUUUAGAUUGCAAUCGGGAUCCGGAGCCAGGCCUAGCCCUUCCGCAGGCCACUACCUGCUUUGGCUGGGGCGAAAGCUACAACCGCGCGCGCCGGACCCUCGCUGCUCGGGCCUUGGAGCUCCUGGGCGAGCAGUGCCGGUAGGCCCUGCUUAGCCCUUCCCCAAGGACACCUGUGAGUUAGGGGGGUUUCGGAAAAGGACGCAACCGUGUAGGCCCAGGUCGGGGGCGGGGCUCGGGGAACUUUUCCCGAAACCUCACUGUUAUGUUUGCGUGGGAAGUUCCGGCAAUAUUUCUUAGACGUCCCAGACUUAUGGGCGGCCCCCAAGCUGCAGCACUUUUUGAAGAAUCUUAGGACCGCUUACUUUUUCCACUCGUUUCCCUUCCUCGCGCCCGGUUCUCAGUCUAGGACCAUAAGAGGAAGACUGUCUUGGGACCCCUGCAUGGUGUUUCAAAGGGUGGUGAAAAACUAAGGUAGAAGAAUACAUGUUCACUUUUAGUGAACAAGAGCAUGUUCCCAAACUCAAUUUUGGGUCGCCCGCCUUUCACCCCAAACCAUCAACAACAUAAUAACUUCUUCGCCUUGUCACCAACUCUUUAUUCACACCAGCAGCUUAUAGAUGCACAGUUCAACUUUCAGAAUACAGACUUGUCAAGAGCUGUGUCUUUACAGCAGUUGACAUAUGGAAAUGUCAGUCCAAUACAGACCUCAACAUCUCCGUUAUUUCGAGGAAGGAAGAGAUUAAGCGAUGAAAAAAACCUUCCUCUUGACGGUAAACGGCAACGUUUCCAUUCACCCCACCAAGAGCCAACUAUAGUUAACCACAUAGUGCCUUUAUCAGGUGAAAGAAGAUACUCAAUGCCGCCAUUGUUUCAUACACACUAUGUACCAGAUAUAGUCAGAUGUGUUCCACCUUUUCGAGAAAUACCAUUUUUAGAACCUAGAGAAAUCACACUGCCUGAGGCCAAAGAUAAGUUGAGUCAGCAGAUACUGGAGUUAUUUGAAGCAUGUCAGCAGCAAGUAAGUGAUUUAAAGAAGAAAGAACUGUGUCGAACACAGCUGCAGAGAGAAAUUCAGCUGUUAUUUCCACAAAGCAGACUUUUUUUGGUUGGGUCCUCUUUAAAUGGAUUUGGUACCCGGAGCAGUGAUGGUGAUUUAUGCCUAGUUGUUAAAGAAGAACCAUGUUUUUUUCAGGUAAAUCAGAAGACUGAAGCACGGCAUAUACUCACCUUAGUCCAUAAACACUUCUGUACUAGACUUUCUGGCUACAUUGAGAGACCUCAGCUGAUUCGAGCAAAAGUGCCAAUUGUGAAGUUCAGGGAUAAAGUCAGUUGUGUGGAAUUCGACUUGAAUGUAAACAAUAUUGUUGGAAUAAGAAACACAUUCCUUCUCAGAACUUAUGCAUACCCCCUACCUGAACCCAUCCUUCCAUCCAUCCAAAAAAUUUACCCAGAAUCUUUUAGUCCUGCUGUACAGCUGCACCUUGUACAUCAAGCUCCAUGUAAUGUUCCUCCUUACCUCUCGAAGAAUGAGUCAAAUCUUGGGGACCUCUUACUGGGCUUUCUUAAAUAUUAUGCUACAGAAUUUGACUGGAACAGUCAAAUGAUUUCAGUUCGUGAAGCCAAAGCCAUUCCCAGGCCUGAUGGUAUUGAAUGGAGAAAUAAAUACAUCUGUGUAGAAGAACCUUUUGAUGGAACAAAUACAGCCAGAGCGGUGCAUGAAAAGCAGAAAUUUGACAUGAUCAAGGAUCAAUUUUUAAAGUCGUGGCACAGAUUGAAAAACAAAAGAGAUUUGAACAGUAUACUACCUUUAAGAGCUGCUAUCCUGAAAAGAUAACUGGCCUGUAUUUCUUAAUAAAAUCUUCUGAGAAAUAAAGAACAAUAGUAACAUCAUAAUGUAUUUUGUUUACCUCCAUCAUGGUUUCUUUUUAAUUGUUCUUGUUUUCAUGUUUUAUUUUUAAGAGGACAUACUUAUAUAAAGAUUGCAUAUUUUAUUAUGACAUUUCCUAAUAAAACCCUUUGAUUUAAAGAUGUAUUUUUGAAAAUGUUUACAUUGAUUAGUAAUAUUAUGGCAUGAAUUUUCAGAUCAGAUAAAAUAUUUUUUGGGGAAUUAUCUGAACAAAUAAAAGGUUUUUGAUAUAACUUCAAUUAAUUAUACCACAUGCUAAUACUGAAGAUAUGUGUGGAAUUUUGGAAAGGGAUUGAUUCAUACAUACUUAACGUAUAACAUACAGUAGAUAGUUUGUUGCCUGUCUGUUCUAGUAAAGUGAAGAUUCAAGCCAGUUAUUCAGUUACUUGAAGCAAAAUGAAAUCUGUUACUUCACUGAAAUCACUGCAGAGGCUUGAAAUACUGGACAAUUGCCUUAAGUCUUCACUUGACUCACCAGGAUAGACUGAGGCUUUGGGUGUGUCUAUAUUAGCAUUUCAUUAGUACCUCACAUGCUUUUGAUGUACUCUUGAGAUUGCUUUAAGUUUUUUGUUGAAAACAGUACAUUUUGCACUGUAGUAAUAUGAGCACUAACUCUGUAUUUUUCAGCAGUUAGUAAAUUGUUUUAAAGAAUUAGUUCAUUGUAGACAUUUUGAAAAGAUUGUAAGUCCCCUGUGCUUUAUGAUAGUUUAGUGCAUUGUGCACUUUUACUUUAUUUCAUGUUUUCUUGCUUUUAUUUUCCCUGUGACGUGAAGCAUCAGACUGGGGAAAGAUCAAAGUUGAGAUUAUAUCCUAUUGAUGGUAUCAGGUUUCUUCUGUAUACAGUUAUAGGAUUGUAAUCUAAACUGGAAUUUUUAGGCGGUAAGCCACUAUAAAAUGUUUUAGGUAAGACAUAAAAUUAUUACAAAUAAAAACUUAAUGUUUGUAAAGAUAAUUUUUUUAGUAUUUUUUUUCCAUAUGAAGAAGUAGUGGUAGCUGCUUAAAAAAAGGCUACAGUGUUUUAUUAAGGUUGUUUUUCGUUUAUGUAAAUAUUUGUAAAUUGGUCAGUGCCUGUACAUUUAAAUAUGAAAAGUAAUCUUGAAAACAAUUUUAACUUUUUCAGAAGGACUGUGUACAACUUCUUUUAGGCCUGCUGUAGCACAGUUUGUACCUCUAAUGUAUUUGGGUUUUUUGCAGACCAAUUCAAAUGCUAAGACUUUUGCUUUUCUUUGACUUGUAAAGGUGCAUAUUUUCCUUUUCUUCUUUAAGUUUA
Odobenus rosmarus divergens (Pacific walrus) is the source of this 3345-nucleotide messenger RNA. RefSeq names its product PAP associated domain containing 4 (gene TENT2). Gene Ontology annotation, cellular component: cytosol. Bases 678 to 2003 code for a protein of 441 amino acids. Gene Ontology annotation, molecular function: poly(A) RNA polymerase activity. The record is from RefSeq and is a predicted model, not a curated record. Lineage: Eukaryota; Metazoa; Chordata; Mammalia; Carnivora; Odobenidae. The transcript has 14 exons.